AUGUAAUAAUUUGAAAUACAAUUGAGAGGAGGAGGCUGUGGAAAAGCUAAACCAAUUUUAAAGGUUGAAGAAAAUUUAAUUAUCGGUGUGCCCAAGGAUUUAUUGAUUAAACUAGAAAAUUAGAUUAACAUUAUCAAUACAAAAGCCACACUUUUAGUUGAUCCUUAACAAAGAAAUGAAGUAAUAAUUGCAAUUUAAUGGUUUAUAUACAAUAGAGAGCAUUUAAAUACUUUUUGUGUUAACCAAAAUUUAACUUAAUUAAUAUAUACAAAAUCAUUGAAUUCUGCUAGAGAUUUGCUAAAAAUUCUUCCUGUUUAUUUAAGAUCUUCAUGGUUUUUAUGCUAUUAAGUACUUUAAAUCUGUAAUGACUUUUUGAGAAUUAUAUAUUCAUUCUAAAUACAAAAUGAGGGUAGAGAAAUGGAAUUAACUAUGCAAUAAGAAUUACUAUAAGAUGUAGAGGAAAUUAAAUAGAGUUAGAUAUUGAAUAAGCAAAUUUAUGGAGUACAGGAAUAGAAUAUGAAAUACCUCUUAUGA
Paramecium tetraurelia is the source of this 534-nucleotide messenger RNA. RefSeq lists its product as uncharacterized. Lineage: Eukaryota; Ciliophora; Oligohymenophorea; Peniculida; Parameciidae. The transcript has a single exon. The record is from RefSeq and is a predicted model, not a curated record.